Messenger RNA from Coregonus sp. 'balchen', 3659 nucleotides. The record is from the annotation of a GenBank genome assembly. Lineage: Eukaryota; Metazoa; Chordata; Actinopteri; Salmoniformes; Salmonidae.
AUGUGUGUGUCUGUGUUUGUGUGUGUGUGUGCGUGUGCGCACGCGUGUGUCUCAUCUGUGUGUCUGAUCUAUUGUGUGUGUGUGUGUGUGUGUGUGUUUUCUUCCAGGUUUCCCCCCGUGAGUGAGAUGGCUGAGGUGGGGAAGGUGGUCGGGGUCAUACUGGCUGCUGCUGUCAAUCAAACGAUAAUCUACUCUAUAGUGGAGGGCAACGAGGGAGGUGAGUAGCAUACUAUAACCUACACUAUACCUUUGACCUAGUUCCAAAGGCCAUGUUGUCAUUUUCUAUACAGCAGUGAUAGUACCACUCAUUUAUUCUGACACACUAUAAACAACAUAAAGUAGUGAUGAGGUCACUCACAGAGCCAUGCAUGGAACGCUAAACAGCUCUAUAUAGCACUAUAUGGCUCUAUACAGCUCUAUACAGCUAUAUAUGGCUCUAUAUAGCUCUAUAUAGCUCUAUACAGUUCUAUAUGGCUCUAUACAGCGCUAGAUGGCUCUAUAUGGCUCUAUAUAGCCCUAUACAGCUCUAUAUGGCUCUAUACAGCUCUAUAUGGCUCUAUAUGGCUCUAUAUGGCUCUAUAUGGCUCUAUACAGCUCUAUAUGGCUCUAUAUGGCUAUAUACAGCUCUAUACAGCUCUAUAUGGCUCUAUAUAGCUCUAUACAGCUCUGUGCAGCUCUAUAUGGCUAUAUACAGCUCUAUACAGCUCUAUAUGGCUCUAUAUGGCUCUAUACAGCUCUAUACAGCUCUAUAUGGCUCUAUAUGGCUCUAUACAGCUCUAUACAGCUCUGUGCAGCUCUAUAUGGCUCUAUACAGCUCUAUAUAGCUCUAUACAGCUCUAUACAGCUCUAUAUGGCUCUAGUCAGUCACUUACUUUCUCAUCAUUUAGUUAUCAACCCUCCGUUCCUCAGAAUGAUUUCACCAUUUGCCUUGAGCGAGGGGUAAUGUAAAAUAUGUUCAAUAUAAGGUAUACACCGUCAUAGUCAUGGUCUAAAGCACCUAAAAGACUACCAUCUGUCCUGAGACUGCACUAUUUUUUGCCCCUAAGUCUACCAAAGUGUGUGUGUAUGUUUGUGUGCACUAGUCAGUGUCCGCUGACAGAGUUACUGCCAUGUAAAAGCGCCCUGAGGGAUGAUUAGACCCUACCCUCCUCCCACCAAUCCUCACUGUGAUUAAAACAUGGGCUCAUGCUUCUCAGAAUGGGAAAAUAUGAAAUUGCAUCCCCAUAUUGAGCCUCACAUUAAACUACAUCUGAAGCAUUUAUUCAUUUGGAAACAAAGGGAAUUGGUUUCACUUUUAACUCUCAUUAGAUUCAAUGAAGAAGCACCGGGAAGAUAAUGACAGUGUCCUUCAUUGUUGUGGAUUUCAAAGUUUAUGGCGUGCUGGGGGAAUUAAUUUUUAUGUCUGAAAAUAAGGGGAGCGAGAUGAGUACUAGCUAUGCGUUUCAGUGUAAGGCAUCAAUUAGGCCUUACACAAAAAACAAUCAGUGACUCAGUGAUUCUCCAGUGUAGUGUCAUCGCUCUGUGGUGUCGUGCCUCAACACUUGACACUACACACAGUGGGAUUUGGGAAGGUGAAUGCCCUUGUCAUUCUACCCAGGGACUGAUACAGUAUGAUAUGAUAUGGUGCUAGCUCUGCUCUACUCUGUUGAUAUGCGUGUCUCCCUCCUCUCCCCGGACUGAUAUGAUAUGGUGCUGACUCUAGCACUACUCUGUUGAUCUGAAUGUAUCUCCCAGGUGUAUUCAGGCUCAACAACCGCACUGGGGUGAUCUCUACGGCCAAGCUGCUGGACUACGAGACCAACGCCAGCUACAUCCUCAAAGUGGAGGCUGACUCCAUGGGAGUGUCCGGUUCCAAUCUCAGAGCGCCCUCCAAGUGUAAGCCUGCCUACCAUUCAAACUGUCAGUUGGGAAAUUGCACCCUGUUUCCUAUAUAGUGCACUACUUUUGACCAGGGCUAAAAGUCUUCUUCUUUUUGUGUGUUUUAUUGUCACAUACACCGGAUAGCUGCAGUGAAAUGUGUUGUUUUACACGGUCAGCCAUAGUAGUAAAAGCCUUCUGUAGCUUCUGGGGUAAUGGCCUCAGAGUGGUUUAAAAACUGAAGGCAAUAGUCGGCCAAAUAGCUUUUUACGGCCUUAAUUGGAGUAAUUCAAAUGUUUGUUUCUACAGUCUUUCUCUUUCUCUCUCUUGUAACAGAAAUGUGUAUCUGGCAUUUGGCUAUAAAUUAUUUCCAAUCUUUGCUUUUUCCAAAAGACUAAAAACACGCCUCAUCCUUUCACGUUAUUUCGUUUUCUGAUUAGUCAACAUCAUGCUGAGUUGCUGCAGAGGAGACAUUUUAAUUAAGCAGUUACUGGUUCGUGUGGCAGAUUAAACAAGUAAUUAAUUUCUUGCCAAUCUCAUCAUGUCUCCUCAAUAUGCAGAAACAAUCACUCAAAUCAAUUUGAUUCCAAUAGCGCUGUUAUCCAUUACAUCUAAAUGAAACACUUGUAGACAUAGUCACUGCUGUAUGUUAUGCACAGAUAGAGCUUUUUGUAUUACAAUUUGUAAUAGAUUUUGCAUGUUUUUCUUUACUCAAACUCAAUUGACUAAGAAUUUUUGCAUUUCCCCCUCUCUUAAUGGGCCCCGUGUAGCUCAGUUGGUAGAGCAUGGCACUUGCAACGCCAGGGUUGUGGGUUCGAUUCCCACGGGGGGCCAGUAUGAAAAUGUAUGCACUCACUAACUGUAAGUCGCUCUGGAUAAGAGCGUCUGCUAAAUGAUGUAAAUGUAUGUGUCAUUCAAGCUGAGAGGGGGCAGCAGCAAACAUGAUCGAGGAGACCCAAUGGCAAUAGAUUACUUGUUCCAUUGGAGUAUCAUCGUGGGGGGGCUAUUGAUGUUGUUUGAUUCAUCCCACUGGAGGAGUUAGCGUGUUAAAUGGCUGGUCUAGAGGGGAUGGGUACUCCCCAUUGUGUUUGGCUAUGUAGGUGGCCACCAUCAACUGUAUAAUGAAGACACUUUGUUCAAGUGAUUAGAGCCACAUCACUGAUUCAACAGGGGUGCUUAUUUGCAUGCGUGUCUGUGUGUGUUGCAUUGCGGCAGCAGGUACUCUCCUGUUGUUGCCCAUUUAGUGUUGUCAUCCGCUGUAACAUUGGACAUCCUGGCAGGGAUAAACGAGAAAUGUGCCGACUCUACUGUCCCCCUGGUCGGUCCCAGAGCAUUUUGUCAGAUGAUGUAUGGCAUUUUAUUUGGCAACUUCCCUCGGCGCAGUUGUAGCCCUUUAGGAUGUGGCUUUUUACUUUGAGAAAUGACCAACCGCAAUGCAGUGUUGUACUAUAUUAGUCAAACGUCUAAAUCAGUGUAUUGGCAGUGAAUUGUAGACUUCCUGUUUUGUAUAUGAUGCACAUUUAGGCUGUUUAGACAUACCCUCUAGUUUUGUAUAUUUCUAUUUCAUCCAAAUGAGAUUCACCUUUGCUCUGGGGUUCAUUUUGAAUUCUUUGUUUCUUUCUCCUCUGUUUGCAGCUAACACAGCGAGGGUGUUCAUUGAUGUUUGGGAUGAGAAUGAUCACCCUCCUGUCUUUACCAAACCCUUGUACCUGGGAGGAGUGGCAGAGGACGCCAAGACAUUCACUUCUGUACUACAAGUUCAGGUACAUCCAGCUCUUUUCAAACACAAAGGCUGCGUUUAG